This is a messenger RNA of Grosmannia clavigera kw1407, 1632 nucleotides long. Its product is annotated as general amino acid permease. Lineage: Eukaryota; Fungi; Ascomycota; Sordariomycetes; Ophiostomatales; Ophiostomataceae. Gene Ontology annotation, cellular component: membrane. Gene Ontology annotation, molecular function: amino acid transmembrane transporter activity. The record is from RefSeq and is a predicted model, not a curated record. The transcript is spliced from 5 exons. The coding region runs from base 1 to 1632 and encodes 543 amino acids. Gene Ontology annotation, biological process: amino acid transmembrane transport.
AUGUCUCGCGAUAUCAGCCCACUGGAAGCAAUCAGCCUCUCGGACCCGGAAAAGUCUCUGGGCGAGAAGGAAGGGUUCCAGGUCCAGUCGUCGCCGUCUCGCCCAGACAGCAUUGUCUCUGCGACCAGCCUGCGCCACGAUGCGACCCAUCGUCAGCUCAAGUCGCGUCACAUCCAGCUCAUGGGCAUCGGCGGCACCAUUGGCACGGCUCUCUAUGUGCAAAUCGGAAAAGGCCUUCUCAACGGCGGCCCUGCCAGUCUCUUUCUGGCCUUUACCAUCUGGUGUACCUUUAUCCUGGCCGUGACCAUGUGCAUGGCCGAGAUGGUGACCUUCAACCCGAUCUCGUCGCCAUUUAUCCGCUUUGCCGGCCGCUACGCCGACGAGGCCCUUGGCUUUGCAGCUGGCUGGAACUUUUUCGUCUUCGAGGCCGCACUGGUCCCGUUCGAGGUCACGGCUGCCAACCUGAUCUUGCACUUCUGGACCGACGCGAUCCCCACGGCUGCCGUGAUCGUCAUCAUCAUCGGUCUCUACGCCCUCAUCAACAUGCUGGCGGUCAAGUGGUACGGCGAGGCCGAGUUCUGGUCGGCCGUCGGAAAGGUGAUUCUAAUCGUCGGCCUGAUCGCCUUCACCUUUGUCGUCAUGGUCGGCGGCAAUCCGCAUCACGACGUGUUCGGCUUUCGGUACUGGAAGAACCCCGGCUCAUUCACGGAACUGUACUACGAGGGCAGCCUCGGCCGCUGGCUUGGCUUCCUGCAGUGUCUCAUCCAGGCUUCCUUCACGAUCGCAGGCCCCGACUACGUCUCCAUGGCCGCCGGCGAGGCCGAGAACCCGCGCAAAGUGAUGCCGCGCGCCUACAACGCCGUCUUCUACCGUCUGACCGCCUUCUUCGCCCUCGGCUCGCUCUGUGUCGGCAUCUUGGUGCCCUACAACGACCCCGAGAUGACGGCCGCCUUCCGGGAUGGUCAGCCUGGCGCGGCCGCCUCGCCCUAUGUCGUCGCCAUGAACCGGCUGCAUAUCCCUGUUCUGCCGCACAUUGUCAACGCUGUCGUCCUACUCUCGGCCUUUUCGGCCGGGAACUCGUACGUCUACUGCGCCUCGCGCUCGCUUUACGGCCUCGCUCUCGACGGCAAGGCCCCCCACUUCAUGACCUGGUGCACCAGGAGCGGCGUGCCGAUCUACUGCGUCAUCGCGACCCUGCUCGUCGCCCUUCUGUCCUUCUUGCAGCUCUCCAAUAACACGGCUGUUGUUCUCAACUGGUUUGUCUCCCUUGUCACGGCUUCGCAGCUCCUGAACUUUGCCUGCAUGUGCCUCACCUACAUCUUCUGGCAUCGGGCACUCAAGGCGCAGGGCAUCAGCCGCACGUUCAUCAUGGUCUUUGUAGGAGGCUAUACAGUGUUUCUGCCUCUUGAUGGCUACUGGAACGUUCCCGACUUUUUAUUCUCAUACACAAUGGUUGGUAUCUAUCCAGUUUUGUACCUUGGCUACAAGCUGUUCCGCAAAACAAAGAUACAAAACCCCCUCGAGAUCGACUUCCGCAAAGACCAGGCGGCUCUGGAAGAAUACGAGCGCAACUAUGCUCCUCAACCACCAACAACUGUAUUUGAGAAAUUUCUCGACAUUGUAUUUGGGUAG